Molecule: messenger RNA, 744 nt
Organism: Histoplasma mississippiense
Lineage: Eukaryota; Fungi; Ascomycota; Eurotiomycetes; Onygenales; Ajellomycetaceae
Exons: 2
Coding region: 1-744 (247 amino acids)
Cellular component (GO): nucleus; cytoplasm
Source: RefSeq, a predicted model, not a curated record
AUGGCCCCUCCAAACCCUACUCACCCGAAAGCCCCUUUAAAAAUCCUGAUGCUUCACGGUUACACCCAAUCAGGACCCUUAUUCCAUGCCAAAACCCGUGCGCUGGAAAAACACCUCAAAAAGUCCUUCCCCCUCCAUUCAGUCUCCCUCUCGUACCCAACGGGACCCCUUCACCUUUCUCCGUCAGAUAUCCCAGACUUCCAACCCUUCUCUACCCCAAGCGCAGAGGCUAAUGAUACCGGCCAACCUGAGUGCUUCGCAUGGUGGAGGCGCUCCAACACAGCAAACCCACCCGAAUACCAAGGGCUAGAUGAGGGCAUUGAAACCAUUGCGCGCGUUUUGGCUGACGAAGGCACCUUCGACGGUGUCAUUGGAUUCUCACAGGGAGCAGCUUUCGCGGCGAUGGUGGCGAGUCUGCUCGAGCCGGGACGCAAAGGCUCUUUUGAAUACUUUGCCGAUAUGGCAAAUCAUGAAUCCUCAAUAUCUUCCUCCAGUGCUGGGGACCCUGUCACCGGCAUCCCUUUCCCUACUUCUUUCGACAAGCUGACGCAUCCACCCUUUAAAUUCGCCAUAUGUUAUUCUGGCUUCAUUGCGCCGGGUGCGCGGCAUCGAGCCUUUUACGAACGGCCGAGAAUCCAGACACCCGUGCUGCAUGUGCUGGGUAGUUUGGAUGGUAUUGUCGAGGAGGACAGAAGUAGGAUGUUGAUUGAAGAGAAGGUGGAGGAUAUGGAGAUGCCGUUUUAG